GUACGGCGUUCGUGCGUUUUCGUUCUGGUUCGUUUGAGUUCGUCGGUUUGGCGCUGGCCGCGCACCUCGGUUCGGAGUUUCAAGCUGCGUGGAUAAGCUGGUAUACGCGAACCAACUGAACGGCAACUGGCUUCUUCACUGAAUGGGUGCCACGUUCGAUGGUUUAUUCGAAAAUUAUUAAUCGCAUUAACAUAUCAUGAUAUUAACGGUGCCGUUGGAGGUCCUUCGAAUUCUCGAAUAUCACGAAUAAAUAACGAAUUAUCGCAAAUAAACGUUGUUACGACGACAUCGGACGAUACCUCGUACUAUCGACUUGCACGUACUAUAAUUCGUCGCGGAUAUUUCUUCUCCUAUUUAUUUGUUCAUUCUUUGUUUUUGUUCCUUUGGUUUUUCAAUCGUUCGCUACAUUUUGUAUUCUAUUCUCGUAUCGUACGUAUGAAAGUGUACAUUGAACGCGCACGGUUUACGAGGUGAUGGUGAAUCGCAGCCAGUUGUUGUAACCACGUUAUCCGGUCUUCCAAAUAAUUAAACAAUCCACCUUCGAGAACCGUGACAAACGUAAUAUAAUCACGCUAAAUAUGCCUAAAUAAUGAAGUUCGUCGAUCAGUGAUUAUUUUAAAACAGUGUAUUUUCUUGUUUUUUUUUUUUUUUCUUUUUUUUCUAUAUUCUUGUUUCGGAGGUAUUGUUCAUUUAUUUGAAAUAGAAGCAGUGUUCGUUCGACGAUUAACAAUCUCUGAUAUUGGAAUGAUAUUUCAGACGUCUGUAGUUGUGCGCGGAUAUAAUAAUUAAAAUCGACCGAAGGAAGAGCGAUGGUGUUUUAAAAAAAAAAAUGCAAUAUUGUUGAAUAUCAUUCUCGUGAUAGAUCAACCGCCUUACGAGAUCGUCGAGCCGCUGCUGGUCGUCUUAAGAUCGUUGUGGCAAGUGACACUAUGGAUAGCGGAGUGUUAUAGCGCUGGCGAAGGGAAAAUUGGUGUAGUAGGCGGAGCCUAAGGUCGUCGGGGACACGUGACAGGGAAACUGUCACGCCGCCCUUUCUCCCUACCACCUCGACCCCCCUCUUCCCCACUUAUUUUGUACCCCUCUGCGCCCCACCCCAAAAUUUGUGCGGUUCGGAGGCCAAGUGACGUCAUUAUAAUAUGGGCAAAAGAAAAUGGAAAUGAAAAAAUAAAAAAUCUCAUUUUUUUCCCCAUUCAGUUGCGUUAAUCAUUUAUCCCGACGUACCAUCGCAAACGUGAUUACAACGAAGUGAAACCAUUUCGGAUAUUUUCCCGUUAUGUUCGACGCUGAAAUAUGUUGGAAGUGGCUUUCGACGACGGGGUGAAUAACGCAAACGACAAUGCGACGAGGCACCGAUUGAAUAAUUGUGCGAUGUGGUUUUUUAAUUUUUAAUUAAAAUUCUGGUGAACUGAACGUGUGCGAGGGGAGAACAUAAGAGUGAAGAUGCAGCAGGGAAGCGUCGGGUGUUACGAAUCUCAGGUACCGGUUAACCUGGAGAAAAAGAUUCGUGUUAAGGACAGCACAGAGUUGAAGGAUAAUCAGCAGGAUGAGGUUAUUAACGUUAAAACGGUCGAAAAAGGCGCAGCUGGUGGGGAAGAUCGUGACAAUUUGGUUGUUGGUAAAACUAUCGUCGACUCGGUGCAGCCGGUUAGAAAUAAUAAUCAGAAUAAUCUCGGGAUCGGUGUAACUACGGAGAAUAAUGAUCCGGAAGUUAAAGUGAAAAUGGAGAUUCAAGAGACCCCGGAUGGAUUAGCCGGAGAUCAGACGCAUAAUCAUCAUCAUCAUCAUCAUCAACACAAUCAUCAUCAUCGUCAUCACCAUCAUAGCGUUAAAAAAGAAACUGUGAUAAAAGAGGGGUGUUCGGAGGCGAAGGCGGAAUCGACGACGAACAAACCCGAUCAAUUGUCGCCUCCGUCUUCUUCGUCCGCCGUUUCGAUCGGGCACAGAAACGCGCCGACGAACGUCAACCAUCACAACGAACCUUCGAUUCCGUCGUCACAGAAACCGGUCGGAAGUGAUUUUUUGAAACCUUCGUCGCAGUACCAUCCGCAGCAUCCACCGGGGUACCAUCAUCCCGGCGCGUUUCCCGGUAUGGGGGGUGGGAAGAUGGGGACGUUCAACUUUCAAAAUUUUUACGCCGCUUCCACGCCCUUUCAAAUACACGGACAGCACAAUUCGCCCGGUAUUCAACAUCACCCGGCCAACAAAGUUAGCGGCGGCGGCGUUCACCACGGCCACGUACAAAAUACCCACCGACAUCAACACCCCGUAACCAAUUCCGCGACGAACAGCGGUAGCUUCAGGGGACGACCACCCCUCCAAUCGAAUAACGAGAAUUAUCUCCAUCACCGUUUCAACAAUAAUUUCCAUCACCUCGCGACCCCGAAAUUGCCGCAACAUCAACCGACGGGUUCUUCUUACGCCUCGUCGGUGCCACCUACGCCGACAGGGGCCACGGUGUCGAAUUACUCGGGUUAUCAAACGACGGUUUCCAGCAAUUCGUCGUCGUUACAAUUAACCGCGCAACAAAAUUGCAACGCUGCACCCGCUACGAUUCAGGCUUACAAUAAUCAUCAGAAUAAUAACUACAGGACUCAUUACCCGAGACAUAGGAAAUGGAACAAUCCCACCGGACUCAGAGGAUUGCAUCCUCCACCUAUGCCUUGGCCGACGUGGUUUUUUCGUCCUGAAAUCCCACCGAUCUCAUCUGCCUCGGUGACAACUAACGUGUCGAAUUCGUUAAACGGUCCAAUCUCGUCAUCGUUGACGCCAAGAAUCCAUCCAGAAGUUACGAAAGCCCAAGAUACGCCCAAGGACGGGAGCAAAGUUCACGGACAAACGCCUACGAUCUGCACGUCAAUCAGGUGUACGGUGAAUGGAUGUUCCUGCGAUUCCUUCACCCCCGGAAAACGUCAUUUAAGAUACUGCGACAAAUGUCAUCACGGAUGGGUUCCUCACGCGCUGGCGCGACUGUCAAGUAGCAACGGCGUCGCUGGUAGUGGCACCGGAGUUGGUGGGGAUGUCGCCUCCAACCCCCUACCGUGUGGUAGGGAUGAAAACGGCGCGGUAGGGAGGGUAGGUAGAAUAGGUGGUGGGGAGGAGCGGAGCGCUGAACAGGAGGUGGAGAAGUCACGCAGUCCAGAGAGUGUCGAGCCGACGGCCGCGUUUGACGUCGCAUCUCUUGUACUCUAUGGAUCGCGCGCGUUACCAAUAAGACUUAAAAUUUUACUCGAUCAAUUGUUUAAUCAACUACCGCAUCCGCAAGUAACUAGACUACUUGCCGCAUUCGGUUGGACCAACGAGGAUUACAGUAGAGGAUACAUACUGCAGGACUCGCAGAACGGCCCGGUUCUGGACCGAUGGAGUAUAUGCUCGGCUGAGGAGGAGCCGCUGGUCCUUCAGCAGUUCCUCAGAUUCGCCGAGACGCGUCCCUUCGUCCAGCAACUUUUGUUGGCAGCGGGAACGCCGGGAUCGGAUGCUAUGUCCCCGAGUCGACGACCCUCGCCGCCAACAAUGCCUCUCGCCCAUUUACCUCCCCCUCUUCAUCUCCUGCAUUGCGGUCUUCCGCCUCCCGGUUCGCGGCUACCACAUCCUCCGGUUCCGCCGGUAUCGCACCCUUCGAUGUCGCCAAGUUCCGCGCAGAAACACGUGUACAACCCUAUAACGGGUUCGUCGAACGCCCCUACAACGCCGACGACGAUCGGUGGAAAUAACUCACCGCCAAGAACGACCAUAGAAAAUUCUCAUCUCACCGUAUCGCCGUUGAACAGGCUACAGAGCAUGCAGCCGUUCGAUUUCCGGAAACUCGGUGCCCUCGGUCUGCCUGGAUUUCCACCUCUGCCACCUCCACCUCCGGCGGAUAUUCUUCUAGGUUCGCGAAAGUCGAUGAGACAUUCGCAAAGUUGUUAUAGUCCACCUCAUCAUUUAUCGAAUUCACAACUGAGGCCACCGGUACCCACGAUGCCUCCGGUAUCUUCGGCAGCUUUAAAUUUUAGUCAUUCGUUAGCGGCAGCCGUGUCAUCUGGGACGUUGCCGCCAAACUUUCCUAACCAUUUUCCUCCACCUCCGAUCAUUGGAAAACCAAACAGCGGAGGUAUGCAGACGACGACCAAUCCGGUCGACAUGCACAGCAGCGGCGAGAAGAGCAGCGAUUUCGGAUCGGAGGACGACGAAGACGACGAUGAAAAUUCCGGAAGCGCGCUCAACCUCAGCAGAAGAGAUUCCAUGAAACACGAUCACCAUCACAAUCACCAUCAUCACAAUCACAACCACCAUCACCAUCAUCAUCAGAUGUCCAUGCAACCGGCACCUCUUGGCAGGCCACCCGGUGUUCCGGGAAGAAAACCGCACUCUCCGGGUAAACGUCAACAGUGGGGAACAUCGCCGAAUCUACCCUUGAAUUUGGGUACUCAGUUCAUAAACCCCGCCACAGGCAAGAAGAGGGUGCAGUGCAACGUGUGUCUUAAAACAUUUUGCGAUAAGGGAGCGCUGAAAAUUCACUUCAGCGCCGUUCACCUCAGAGAAAUGCACAAGUGUACCGUCGAAGGAUGCAACAUGAUGUUCAGUUCGCGGAGAUCCAGGAAUCGGCACAGUGCGAAUCCCAAUCCGAAACUUCAUUCGCCCCAUUUAAGAAGAAAGAUAUCACCUCACGACGGACGGUCCUCGAUGGCGCAUGCCCUCGUACUUCCGCCACAAGUCGGACUUCCUGUUCCUGCCACUGGACUCAAUCCUUUAUCAUUUGGGUCUUUUCCCCUUUUAACACCUCCGCCGGAUCUUAGACACUCCACGUCGCUCGCUGCGUUAGAUUUUAAGCAUCUCGAUCUAUCGUCGACGCAAAAUAACAGAGGGUACGAAGAAUUCCAACAAAGGAGAACUUCGUCGAAUACUACCGCUAGUAUGUCACCACCCGCACCACCUACUAUUCCCGAGGGGGAGGAGGACGACGACGAUGACGAUGGUAUCGUGGUAGUAGCUGAGGAUGAAAAUCAACUUCAACCACAGAGGGAAGAUCACGAGGAUCGGGAAGACCAACCUGCAGACUUCAGCCUUGCCAAAAGGGCUAGGAUGUCGGUGAGCGACUUGGACGACGAUUUGGCGAGCAAUGGCGACAGUAACGAAGAGGACUCCAUGAGCACAACUGACCAGCAAUCGUCGUCCGUUCGUAAAAAUUCAUUAAAUUCAAAUCUCAUACACCUCGGACGCGGGGUCAGAAAGAGGAAGUCACAGAAUCCUACGAGAUGCGCGAUGCCGGCUGAGAUUCACUCGUCUUCGACCGAUGGGGACUCGUCGAACGACGCCAUUUUCCAGGACCAACCCGAAGACAUGUCCAUGUCUCGACUGCAAGAAGUUGAGGAAGGGAAAACCGAAUCACCGUCUCCAAAGAAUUUAGUAUCUUCGAGGGAGAGUAGAUCGAAUUCCGGUUCGCCGGAAACCAGUUGCACCGGAGAAAGAGAACCGGAAACUGAACCAAUCGAUGCAGUACCUGUAAAUUCGAGUUCGUCGAAUAACGGAGCGGCGGGAACGCCCGCGGGGGUUCUCAAAGUUGAGGAAGAACCACUCCAGGAGGAACCUAGGGAUCUCAGUUCAAGGGCGAGUAGUGGACGAAGGUCACCCGCGAUUAGGCAACGGACAGUAACUCCCGAACCAAAAACCGUAUCCCCAUCUACACCACCUCCCGAAAUAUCCUCACCAGGUCCAGGACAUGGCGACACGUCCCUGAAGGAGGAGAAACGGGAUGAUCCUGAUGAUGAUGAUCGCGACGAGCUGGAGGACGACGAUGACGAGGACGAACGACCAAUGCAAGAAGGUGAGCGUCCCGAUGAUCCCCCCCGUGCCCCGAGCUCGGUCGAUAGCAGCCACCUGACUACUGCCGACGACCUCUCGCUCGACUCCUCGAAUGCUUUGCGUCAACUCGAGUCAUUGUCGCAGGGUCGAAUGCUGUUCGGAACGCUGGAGGCUUCGAGGUCUGGCCGAAUCUCUACCAGCCCAACCUGUACCCUAACGAUGGACCAUAUCGAGCUGCACUCGAACCGGCUGGACCGAUUGGACCAAAUGGAGCUAAUGGACCAAAUGGACACCUUCUCUCAUGGCUCACGCUCAUCCAGCGCCUCGCCCUCCACAACGGGCAUGGACACGGACAAUAGCCUUAUAACGUACGCCCGUUACGAGAACGGUGGUUUCGUAAGCACUCAGGAGGUCCCUCUGGACCGCGACAACCCUAGACGUUGUACCGCAUGCGGGAAGGUCUUCCAGAACCACUUCGGUGUUAAGACUCAUUAUCAAAAUGUCCAUCUAAAGUUGAUGCACCGUUGCAGCGUAGACGGUUGCAACGCAGCCUUUCCAUCGAAAAGAUCGCGUGAUCGUCAUUCCGCGAAUUUGAAUUUACACCGAAAGUUAUUGUCCACAUCGUCGAGUCCACCGCUCGCUAAUCUACCCUCGGUCGCUAGUCUCCCUCCUCAUCUCGAAGAGCCUCAGUUGAAUCCCGCUCUUUUGCACAACGAAUUUUUCGCACGUCUUUACGCGGAUGCCGGUAUCGGUGCUCUCGGUACACCCUAUCCUCUCCCUCCGGGGGUUCCAGCGCCGGUCGGCGUCGAUUUAGCCGCUAGAAUUCCACCCCCUCAUCCCCUUCUUUUACCACCCCAUCUCGGCACGUUUCCGGGGCUUUCAUCCUUCGCAACUCACCUUGCGGGAUUGAACGGCCUCACACAACACCAUUUGAACCAUCUGACCAGGAUAUCCCAAGAACGAAGUAUAAAUCCUCAGAACAUUUCGCCUCGUUCGGGGUCUCCGGUUUCUUCUUCGCCGAAUCCCGAUCACGAAUCUGGAUUACAACGUCAAACCGUACAAAUUUGUAAAGAGGAAACGGCUAGGUGCAUGAUUCCCGGUUGUGAUCGCGUUUUUAAUUCAAAAGCGGUUCGUGACGCCCAUUCUCGCGACCCUCAAGCACACCGUGAUCUACCCCCCGUCCUUUCUACGAACACCUCGUGACCGAUGUCAUGGUAUCACGCUCUGAGACAACGUAAUUACCCCUUGCUGUGAUGCCAAAAUUUUUAAUCUUAUAUAAUAUUGAAUAUAUACACAUGGAAACAUGGAACAUGGAUAUAGAAAAAAAAACAGAAAAAAACGAACAAAACGCAAGCAACAAAAUAUCGAGAUACAUGAUCAUACGCUCACUCACCCUACGUGCGAUUUA
Molecule: messenger RNA, 7189 nt
Organism: Athalia rosae (coleseed sawfly)
Lineage: Eukaryota; Metazoa; Arthropoda; Insecta; Hymenoptera; Athaliidae
Exons: 5
Coding region: 1441-6984 (1847 amino acids)
Biological process (GO): regulation of DNA-templated transcription
Cellular component (GO): nucleus
Source: RefSeq, a predicted model, not a curated record